CGGUCGGCCUCGUCUGGGUCUCUAGUAGUUUCCGUGCCGCUGACGCACGCUUGCGCGCACAGCUGGGCCCGGCGCGUCCUACGCAGCAGCCGCGAGCCGGGGCGGCCGGUGCCAGACGGUUCCGGCGGGGGGCAGGGGCGGGGCGCUGCAGGAGGCCAGGGACUCCCGACCGAGGAGCCCCACGAAGGCCCAUCUGACUCCUGACGAGUUGCCAUGGCAUCCUACUACGACAUCCUAGACGUGCCGCGAAGUGCGUCCGCUGAUGACAUCAAGAAGGCGUAUCGGCGGAAGGCUCUUCAGUGGCACCCAGACAAGAACCCGGAUAAUAAAGAAUUUGCUGAGAGAAAGUUCAAGGAGGUGGCGGAGGCCUAUGAAGUGCUGUCAGACAAGCACAAGCGAGAGAUCUACGACCGCUAUGGCCGGGAGGGGCUGACUGGGGCUGGAACUGGCCCAUCCCGCGCAGAACCUGGUGGUGGUGGGCCGGGCUUCACCUUCACCUUCCGCAGCCCCGAGGAGGUCUUCCGGGAGUUCUUUGGGAGUGGAGACCCUUUUGCGGAGCUCUUUGAUGACCUGGGCCCCUUCUCCGAGCUUCAGAGCCGGGGUUCCCGACACUCGGGCCCCUUCUUCACCUUCUCUUCCUCCUUCCCUGGGCACUCUGAUUUCUCCUCCUCCUCUUUCUCCUUCAGUCCUGGGGCUGGUGCUUUUCGCUCUGUUUCUACAUCCACCACCUUUGUCCAAGGACGCCGCAUCACGACACGCAGAAUCAUGGAGAACGGGCAGGAGCGGGUGGAAGUGGAAGAAGACGGACAACUGAAGUCAGUCACAAUCAAUGGUGUCCUGGAUGACCUGGCGCUGGGCUUGGAGCUGAGCCGUCGAGAGCAGCAACAGGCUGUCGCCUCAAGGUCCGGGGGCACACGGGUCCGGCAGACUCCUGCCUCCCGCCCCUCUGACAGCGACCUCUCUGAGGAUGACGAGGACAUACAGCUCGCCAUGGCCUACAGCCUGUCCGAGAUGGAGGCGGCUGGGAAGAAACCCGCAGAUGUGUUCUGAGCUGGAUGUCCGGGAUCCAGAGCCGCUGCACAGUUCCAACAGGACAGCGCCCUCCCCUGUGCGCUGGGAGGGGACCCACCAUUCCUCUCCCUCACCCAUGCUAAGCGCAGAGCUGGGCCUGGGUGGUGGGUGGGGGCCGGGUGGGAGGCAUCCUUAGUCUUAGCCUGCGAACUCUUCCCUGGGUGUUUGGUGCUGUCUCUUGGGGACUACAAGUCCCAGAAUGCAACACACCCUGCCUCAUUUCUGAUAGAUCAUGCUAGGGGAAGCGGUGAGUGGUUGUGGAGCUGUGCAUAUUGGGACAUGUAGUUCCAGCCCAGGUUGGCUUGUCACUCGCUGUGAGAAGGGGAGAUCUUGUCAUCUGAUUGGACUCUGGCGGGGGUGGCAAGAAUGUGGAUGAAGGGGUAGUGGACCAAGCUUCAGUUCCCCUGACACAGCUUGCUAGCCCCUGGCUUAGAGUGUACAAAUGAAAACCCUGCAGCAUCUGGGAGAGGCUCUUUUCCUCUGCGCAGUCGGAUCCGAUGGGACGGAUGAGCAGGGCGUGGCCCCAGGAGGCGACUGACAGGCGUGGGCGGGCAGAGAGCUUGGAAGGGGAGGCCACCAGUGUGAGAGAGUGUGUGCGUGUGUGCGUGUGAGCGUGAGAACACGCACGCAUGCGCGUGGCCGGGGUUGGUGUGUGAUGGGUCCUCUGGGCAUGUUGCUGCUUGUAUGGCUUCAUUGGCCUCUAACCCUGCUGCCCAUUCUUCUUCUCCAACACCACAAAUAAGCUGCCUCUCCUCCUCCCUGCCUGGGGAGCCCCGUGGCCAGGGAGGGGAGUGGUGGAAACAGGGUGUUGCCAGCCCUGUGACACGGCAUCCUAGAGACCUAUCAAAGCCAGCUGGGCUGAGCUCAGACCGAGAGAGAAACACUGGAAGUCAAUAAAUAAAAAUGUUUUGAGA
This is a messenger RNA of Enhydra lutris kenyoni (northern sea otter), 1985 nucleotides long. Its product is annotated as DnaJ heat shock protein family (Hsp40) member B2. Gene Ontology annotation, molecular function: Hsp70 protein binding; ATPase activator activity. Gene Ontology annotation, biological process: positive regulation of proteasomal ubiquitin-dependent protein catabolic process; protein refolding. The coding region runs from base 214 to 1050 and encodes 278 amino acids. The transcript has 10 exons. The record is from RefSeq and is a predicted model, not a curated record. Lineage: Eukaryota; Metazoa; Chordata; Mammalia; Carnivora; Mustelidae. Gene Ontology annotation, cellular component: cytosol; endoplasmic reticulum membrane.